AGGCUUGAGUCUCCAUAACAUGUCAAAGAUCAUCUCUGUUAAGGCUCGUGAGAUUCUCGAUUCCCGUGGCAAUCCUACUGUGGAAGUCGAUCUUGUAACCGACAGAGGCAUGUUCAGAGCAGCUUGUCCUUCAGGGGCAUCUACUGGUGAGUUCGAAGCUCUCGAACUUCGUGAUGGUGAUAAGAAGCGCUAUGGUGGUAAGGGGGUUCAGAAAGCUGUGGACAACGUGAACAAGAUUAUCGGCCCAGCAAUCAUUGGUAAGGACCCCACUGACCAAACCGGCAUCGAUAAGUUGAUGGUUGAGGAGUUGGAUGGAACUCAGAACGAGUGGGGCUGGUGCAAGGCCAAGCUCGGUGCCAACGCCAUCCUAGGAGUUUCUAUGGCUGUCUGCCGUGCGGGUGCUGCCACCUCUGGCAUGCCCCUUUACAAGUACAUUGCCAAGCUCGCUGGCAAGGACACUGAGAAGUUCACCAUGCCCUGCCCCUGCUUCAACGUCAUCAACGGCGGUAAGCACGCUGGCAACCGUCUUGCUUGCCAGGAGUUCAUGCUCGUCCCCUGCGGUGCCAAGUCCAUCCACGAGGCCAUCAGAUUUGCUGCUGAGGUCUAUCACGAGCUCAAGUCCGUGAUCAAGGCCAAGUACGGACAGGACGCCACCAACGUCGGUGAUGAGGGCGGAUUCGCUCCUUCUAUCCAGGAUAUGGAUGAGGCCCUUAAGGUCUUAGAGGAAGCUAUCAAAAAGUCUGGUCAUGAAGAGACCUGCCGUAUCGGUUGCGACUUUGCCGCCUCUGAGUGCCUUGACAAGAAGAGUGGCAAAUACGAUCUUGACUUCAAGAACAGUAACCCACAUCCUGAAGCCGAGAAGACUGGUGAUGAGAUGGUCUCUUAUCUCGAGUCACUCAUCAACCAAUACCCCUUCGUAUUCCUUGAGGAUCCCUUUGAUGAGAAUGAUUGGGAUACUUUCACCAAGUUCACCGCUAAGGAUGGAAAGAAUAUUCAGAUAGUCGGUGAUGAUCUCCUUGUCACCAACCCCAAGCGUAUUCAGAAGGGUAUCGACGACAAGGCUUGCAACGCCCUUCUUCUCAAGGUCAACCAGAUCGGUUCCGUCACCGAGUCUAUCGAGGCCAACAACAAGGCCGUCAAUGCCGGUUGGACCGUCAUGGUUUCUCAUCGUUCGGGUGAAACUGAGGAUACCUUUAUUGCCGAUCUCGUUGUCGGCCUCGGAACUGGCCAGAUCAAGACUGGUGCUCCCUGCCGUACCGAGAGGUUGUGCAAGUACAACCAGCUCAUGCGUAUCGAGGAAGAGCUCGGUGCUAAAGCCUACUUCGCUGGUGGGAAGAACUUCCCUCGCUGCAAGUAAAGCGAACGUGGAGACUCAAUGAGCUUCUUGCUCCCAAGAGUCGAACAUUCGAUAACCAGGAUUUAUUUGUUGAGAAUGUCAAGUGUUGUAAGGAUAUA
Perkinsus marinus ATCC 50983 is the source of this 1455-nucleotide messenger RNA. RefSeq names its product enolase 2, putative. Lineage: Eukaryota; Perkinsozoa; Perkinsida; Perkinsidae. Bases 20 to 1357 code for a protein of 445 amino acids. The transcript has a single exon. Gene Ontology annotation, biological process: glycolytic process. The record is from RefSeq and is a predicted model, not a curated record. Gene Ontology annotation, cellular component: phosphopyruvate hydratase complex. Gene Ontology annotation, molecular function: magnesium ion binding; phosphopyruvate hydratase activity.